Cyphellophora europaea CBS 101466 is the source of this 1977-nucleotide messenger RNA. RefSeq lists its product as uncharacterized. Gene Ontology annotation, biological process: positive regulation of transcription by RNA polymerase II. The transcript has a single exon. Lineage: Eukaryota; Fungi; Ascomycota; Eurotiomycetes; Chaetothyriales; Cyphellophoraceae. The coding region runs from base 1 to 1977 and encodes 658 amino acids. Gene Ontology annotation, molecular function: transcription cis-regulatory region binding; zinc ion binding; DNA-binding transcription factor activity, RNA polymerase II-specific. Gene Ontology annotation, cellular component: nucleus. The record is from RefSeq and is a predicted model, not a curated record.
AUGAGUAAGAAUCAGUCGACAAAAUCAACCCCCACAACGAGCACUCUGCAGAACAGCCCCAAAUCAAUGACGGAGCCCGAGGCUUCUGCUCCAGUGCCAGCCCAAAAGUCUAAACGGGUCCGAACGGGUUGCUUAACAUGCCGAGAACGGCACCUGAAAUGCGACGAAGGCCUCCCCAACUGCCAGAACUGCAAAAAGUCCAAUCGAACUUGCAAACGCGGAAUCCGACUCAAUUUUCACGAUAUACAGUGCGAGCAGCCACCUUUCUUGCUGCCUAGGACUCAUGACUGGGAAAUCGCAUUUCAGGACAACUCUCGAGACAUUGCUUCGGAAUAUGUUGGCGGACUCGAGAAGUAUCAUCCACUCGAACCCCCCGCUAAGCGGCAAAAGAUCGCGCAGGAUGUGAGCUACGCCCAAGUCGGCGCUCCUAUUCUCUCCCAUCAACAACUACCAGCGCAGUCCUACCAGAGCUAUUCUGAGGCGCCUCAGCCCGGCUAUUCAGGCUCAGGUGGGGGCUAUGUCGACGCAAUGCAGCAAAUGCAGUCGUACGCCGACCAGGGUCGCCAGUCCUUUUCGCAACCAGUCAUGCAACAGCAGACCGACUACCCUCCACCGCUGGACGACCGGACAGAGGUCCUCUACACCCAAGUUUUCGUCGAAGAAGUAGGCUUGUGGAUGGACAGCAUGGACGCAGACAAGCACUUCUCGCGACUUAUCCCGUUUCAGGCACUGCGCGAGCCGAUGCUCAAGUAUGCUCUACUGGCAUGUGGAGUACGACAUCUAACACUCGUGAAUCCAUCGCUUUAUCCUGAUGACCACGCUCUCAACUACUACAACAACGCGACACAGCUGCUACUGAAGUCAUUGCAGAACCCUGACAGAGAUAGCGUGUUAUGCGCCACGACCGCCACGAUACUGAACGUCUACGAAGUCAUGUCUGAGAAGGCUUUGCAGCGAAUGAACCACAUCGCAGGCGCGAGAGCCUUGAUCAAGGAGUGCCGAUGGGAUGCCAAUGCCACCGGGAUUGGUGGAGCUUGCUUCUGGCUCAAUGUCGGACUUGAGCUCUUCAGCUGCCUCCAUUUCAAUUGGGGAGUGGCUUGGGAUCCUGACACAUGGGGGAUCGAUAUGACGAUGAACCCUCAGCCAAUGGGUGGCAAUGAAGAGGACUGGACACACAAGAUUCUAUGGAUUCUGGCAAAGGUCACCAACUUUCGGUCAACAGCCCCGAGAUUCCAGGAGCAAACAGUGCAAGCUGAGCAGAUGCGCAUGAACCGAAGAUACCAGGAAUGGCUCGGACUGAAGCAGUUCUGCGACAAAUGGGAUCGCUGUGUGCCACCGACUAUGCAUGCGAUGGCGAAUGUCCCCGUCUACUCAACCAAUUCUAAGAGCGCCUUUCCCGGAUUGUGGUUCAUCAAGCGGACGACAGUCGUUGCACGCCUCUUCUAUCAUACAGCUAUGGCACUGCUCGGCGCAGUGCAUCCUUUGAACAAUAUCGACCAGUCAGUACUUGCAGAGACGGACGAGAUGCGCCAAUACCAUUCGCGCCAGAUUUGCGGCAUUGUUGCGCACGUGAAGGAUCGAGGCGUUGCCUCGGCAUCCAUUCGCUGUCUCGCCGUGGCAGGUGAGAACUUGACAGUCAAACGGGAGCAAGAGGAGGUUCUGGACAUUUUCGACAAGAUCAAAAAGGAGACCGGUUGGCGCGUGGCAUUCAUCAACGAUGCACUGAAGGAGAAAUGGGGCUGGAAUACUACCGAGUUUGACACCACAGGCGCGCCGUCAUUCUACCAACAGGGAACCGCAACGAUGCCUCCCGUCAGCACCCGACCCAAAUAUCCGAGCGGCAUCAUCAACCCACUUUACAAGAAUGCCGACUUCUCGGCGGUCAACCCACCAUAUCAGGGAAGCUACGUGCCGCCCACCACGGGCCAUAUGCUGCAUACAGGCAUGUACGGCUUUUCCAGCAUAGCGGCGAUGUGA